AUGGCAAGGCACCGAGACCCUCGCUUCCUCCACAACUUAUCCCACCACCCACGAUGGCAACAGGAGUCCACACAAACGAAAAGAAAAAGAUAUAAGUGGACAGUUGUUACAGACUCAGUGGACAGUUGUUUGCACUGUCCUUUUAGAUCGUCAUCGUCAUCGUCUCCAUCAUCAUCAUCAUCAUCAUCUUUAUGUAAACAACCUUUGCCAUCAUCCCGGGUGCUGCGCUGCAGUAGCUGGUGGGGGAACUGCCUGAUACUGCCCCUGCUGAUGGUCAUCUAUCUACCCUGUGAUGCCUGGGGGACCACUUUUAAGGUGGCUAUUGUCGGCCCUUGGACAUGUGACCCCCUAUACUCCAAAGCCCUCCCUGACCUGGCUGCCCGCCUUGCUAUCAGCCGCAUCAACAAAAACCCCUACCUCAACAAAGGCUACUGGUAUGACUACACACUGGUCAAUGAGGACUGCAAGUCUUCUCGUGCACUUGCUCGCUUUGCAGAGUUGGAUGGCUACAGCGCCGCUUUCCUGGGCCCAGCUAACCCAGCUUACUGUUCCACAGCAGCUUUGUUUGCAAAAGAAUGGAAUCUGGGAAUUCUCUCAUGGGGAUGCUUGAAACCCACCAUGGAGGAAGGGGAUACGUAUUCGACCUUCUUGCGGCCAUUGCCACUGUCCUCCCGCGUGCUCUUCUCUGUUUUGCGUUACUUUCGCUGGGCCCAUGUUGCCAUUAUCUCAGACGAGGGGGAGUUGUGGGAAGCCACUGGACAGGAGCUGGCCUCCUCCUUAAGAGAUCUUGGGCUUCCAGUGAGCACUGUGGUCACAAUGGAGGCCGACAGGGAUGGUCCUCUGAGAGCUCUAGAGCAAGUACGGGAAACAGACCGGGUCAGAGUGGUUAUCAUGUGCAUGCAGUCUGUCUUGGUUGGUGGGCGGGCCCAGUACCACCUUCUGACCAAAGCCAUGGACAUGCGUAUGAUUGACAGAGGCUAUGUCUUCAUCCCCUAUGAUACCCUCCUCUACUCAUUGCCCUACAAAGAUGCCCCCUAUUACAUAUUAGGGAAUGACACCAAGCUAAGAAAAGCCUAUGAUGGAGUCCUCACCAUCACCAUGGACUCUGGGGAGCGCAAUUUCUAUGAGGCCUUCAAAGACGCACAGAAAACCUAUGAAAUCCGCAGCAGUACCCCACCAGAGCAGGUUUCUCCGUUCUUUGGCACCAUCUACAACAUGCUGUACUACACGGCCAUGGCUGCUGAGCAGGCUCGUAUGAAUGGGGGCCGCUGGGUGACUGGAGAGAUUCUCGGCAAUAGUGAAGGAGGUUUUGAAUUUGAAGGCUUCAAUCAACCUCUGCAGGCUGGAAGAAAUGGUGAAGGCAUGCAGGCACGCUAUGUGGUCCUGGACUAUAGCGGCUUGGGCACCAAUCUUUACUCAACUCAUGUUCUGGAAGCUCGCCAUACAAGUGGCAAAAUUGGGGGAUUAAAAUACCUUGGUCGUUCAAUCCACUUUGCGGGCAGUACACCCUACACUGACCCAAGCUGCUGGUUCAGCCCGCACUUUGCCUGCACUGGUGGACUGGAUUCAGUCACUCUCUUCUUUCUCUCCCUUCUGUUCUUGGCGUUGGCUAUAUGGGGAGUUUUCUUCUUCCUCCGUCUAAAAAGAAGCGGUCGGAUCGGGUUCAGUUUUGGUGGAGGUGGUGGAGGAUCAAAUAAGGUAGUCCUGACCCUGGAUGACUUGAUCUUCAUCAACACUCAAGUCAGCAAACGGAAGCUAAAUGAGGACAGCAUGAUGAAAAGCCAGGUGGACACGAAGACGCCUCGCCACUCGGUGUCUGGACGCAGCUACCUGGCCUCCACACCAGACAGUUCAAAUGUGGCUGUUUUUGAGGGCGACUGGGUGUGGUUGAAGAAAUGCUCCAGUGGAGUAGUGUCCAGUGUUAGCAGCAGUACUCAGUCAACUUUUGUGAAGCUCAGAGACAUGCGGCACGAGAACCUCAACCUCUACCUGGGACUCUUCUUUGACUCUGGGAUCUUCGGCAUUGUGACGGAACACUGCACCAGGGGCAGCUUGGAGGACCUGCUGAACAACGAGGACAUGCGCCUUGACUGGAUGUUCAAGUCGUCUUUGCUAAUGGAUCUGAUUCGGGGAAUGAAGAGCCUGCACAACCGUAACAUCAUCCACGGGAGGCUCAAAUCUCGUAACUGUGUGGUGGACGGCCGCUUUGUUCUGAAGGUGACCGAUUAUGGCUUGAACGAAAUCUUGAUCUCCCAAAACCAAAGUGUAGAGGAGGAGAGGUCCGAGGAUUUGCUGUGGACGGCCCCUGAGCUGCUUCGAAACCCAAGUCUGAAGAGGAAGGGCACUUACCACGGCGACGUCUACAGCUUCGCCAUCAUCAUGCAAGAGGUCAUCUCGCGCUGUGCUCCUUUCUGUAUGCUGGACAUGCCAACUAAAGAGAUUAUCAACAAGGUCAGAACACCUCCUCCUUUGUGUCGACCUGUCGUGUCAGUGGACGAGGCCCCACUGGAGGUGAUUCAGGUCAUGAAACAGGCAUGGUGUGAAGAGCCAGAAAAGAGACCCACGUUUGAGGAGAUCUUCAAGCAGUUCAAAAGCAUAACCAAGGGAAAGAAGACCAACAUUAUUGACUCCAUGUUGCGAAUGCUGGAGCAGUAUUCCUCUAACUUAGAGGAUUUGAUUCGCGAGAGGACAGAGGAACUGGAAGUGGAGAGACAGAAGACUGAUAAUCUGGUGGCCCAGAUGUUGCCCAGGUCUGUGGCCCAGGCGCUGAAGACGGGCAAGCCUGUGAAGCCAGAGCACUUUUCUGAUGUCACCCUGUACUUCAGUGACAUAGUGGGCUUCACCACGAUCUCAGCUCUUAGUGAACCUAUCGAGGUGGUGGACUUACUCAAUGACCUCUACUCGCUCUUUGAUGCCAUCAUCGGGCAGCAUGAUGUGUACAAGGUGGAAACUAUUGGUGAUGCCUACAUGGUAGCCUCAGGAGUCCCAAACCGCAACGGCACCCGGCACGCAGCUGAGAUGGCGAACAUGUCUCUUGACAUUCUGCAUUGUAUUGGGACAUUCAAGAUGAGACAUAUGCCUGACGUGAAAGUCAGGAUUCGUAUUGGCCUGCAUUCUGGCCCAGUUGUAGCCGGAGUAGUUGGUCUUACGAUGCCUCGUUACUGUCUGUUUGGUGACACUGUCAACACAGCAUCUCGAAUGGAGUCCACAGGACUGUCUUACAGGAUCCAUGUCAACCAGAGCACAGUUGACGUCCUCAACAGCUUGAAUCUGGGUUACAAAAUAGAUGUCAGAGGCAUGACAGAGCUGAAGGGGAAAGGGAUUGAAAACACGUAUUGGUUGGUAGGGAGGAGUGAUUUCAUAAAGCCUCUGCCCAUACCCCCGGACCUCACACCAGGUGGGAGCAAUCAUGGCCUCAGUUUGGAUGAGAUACCUGUGGACAGAAGACAAAAGUUCUUGGAUCGGCAGAAGAAAAUGGGAUAA
Molecule: messenger RNA, 3483 nt
Organism: Lampris incognitus (smalleye Pacific opah)
Lineage: Eukaryota; Metazoa; Chordata; Actinopteri; Lampriformes; Lampridae
Gene: gucy2d
Product: guanylate cyclase 2D, retinal
Exons: 18
Coding region: 1-3483 (1160 amino acids)
Biological process (GO): intracellular signal transduction; cGMP biosynthetic process; receptor guanylyl cyclase signaling pathway
Molecular function (GO): guanylate cyclase activity; protein kinase activity; ATP binding
Source: RefSeq, a predicted model, not a curated record